UGAUAUUUCCAUAUUGUUAUCAAAUGUCGAGAGAUAUUGGAUAUUUUAGUCAGUUGCUGAGUGAAGCUGACAAACUGCAGCUGAACACACUUUAGUCAGUGCAUAGUUAAAAUAUCGUCUCCUUAUAGUGUUUACUAUAACUUUAAACCCCGUUUGAGCUUAGCUGGUUGCAGCCUGGCAAAGUAAAGCUUCAGAACAACCAAAAUAAGCUGGUGUAAAACAUUGUAAAAAAUUUCAUUAGUCUUAAUAUUAAUACAAAUAAUUUCAGUUGAUAAUUCAAUGCCAAUUGAUAGCAAUCUCUGUUUUGCACAACCAAUAUAUUUUUUAUUUUAAUAUUUUUAACGAGUUCCGGGUGUCAAGUACAUUUUUGCAUAACAUUUCUGCAGGAUGUGUUAAAGUACGACACGUAUGUAUUCAACCAAUCUUUACAUAUAGAUAGCUCUCGCAAAGUGGAUGAAAAAGGCAGGAAUACCCAACUGAUAUGAAGAAUUUCUGUUUAUUCCUUCCAAUUCUGUUUGCACUGUCGUCAAAUGCUGUCGACCAACUUUCUGGCCAUCUUCAACCUCUUGGAUCACAGAUUGCCCCUGUCGGAGAUGUCUUGACCAUUGAUGUGGUACCAUCCCCUAAGGAGUUCUUUGAAAAUUAUAUUAAACCUGGAAAACCAGUUCUCUUUAAGGGAGCUGCAAAAAAGUCUCCAGCGUAUGAGCUUUGGACUGAUCAAUAUUUAAGCUCCAAAUUUGGCAAAGUGAAAGUUGAUGUGGAAGAAGGGAAGAAAGAGAAUCGAUCAAGAGAACUUUUCAACAUGCCUCUUGAGGAGUUUUUACAAUCCUACCAAGAAAAAGAUAUAUAUCUUGUUGCAAGUGUACCUGAGAUUAUGAGAGGGGAUAUUUAUUUACUAAAAUGUCUGUUAUGUGGUGGCUAUACUGAUGAUUUACAAGACAGUGUCAUGUGGUUUAGCAAUGGUGGGACAAAAUCAGUCCUGCAUUAUGAUGCUAUUGACAACAUUAACUGUCUCAUGAGUGGAACUAAAGAUCUCUUCAUGGUUGAUAAGGCAGAGCAUGCGCAUGUCAAGAUUGACAAACCUGAUGGAUCGCAUUCCAAAGUCGACGUGGAUAAAGUUGAUCUGGAGAAAUAUCCAGGAUUAGCUGAUGUUCCUUGGUACAAAGCCAGAAUGGAACCUGGGGAUUGUCUUUUCAUACCUUACAGAUGGUUCCAUCAAGUGCGUUCGUAUGGGCCAAGAAACCUGGCGAUUAAUAUUUGGUUCGGUCACAAACUAACAUUUAAUUCAAGCGACUGUGAAAGCACACCUUAUCGGGAUAAGGAAUUUGCACCGCUUUCCGAAUUUCGUGUCUCAGAAAGCGUUGGACCUGGUUUAGGACUGUUGGUGGUGGAUGAAAUGAGACAAACUCCUGUUGAUGAGAUGAAGUGGUUCGAAAUUAUCGAGAGAUUGUGGCUUAAUGACGAAUUAACAAAAGAUCCUGAAGGAAUCAAUCUAUUGAAGGAGAUCUUCAGUAAAAUCGACACGAAUAAGGAUUCUUUGAUAUCACAAGAGGAGGUGAUGGCGGCUUCAUUGCAGGAAUACGAGCAACAAUUGAUGGAAAUAUUUCCUCCUGGUAAUGAGGAAGAUGAUAAUGAUGAUGAUAAUGAUGAUGACAAUGAUGAUAUUGUUAAAGAGGGUGAAGAAGAGGCUGAAAAACAAGAUCAUAAAGGCCAACGCGAAGAUUUGUAAAAAGUGAACCGUAGAAAAAACAGAACAUUAUUCCACGGUUACGUAAAAGAUGGCGGAGCUAUUCUCGAUAGUCGAUAUUCGAACAACCGGAAGUCCGUCUUUUUAACCAUAUUUUUUCGCUUCUAACCGGAAGUUGAUUUGUAAAAUUUCGAUUUGUUCAAAGCCUCAUAUACCAAGAUCGGUCGCUGACAAAUAGUUCAGCAUUAUUUGCUUAAUGUCUAAUUUUGUUAUCCAGUAUGUAGAUAAUCUUAUACAUAAACAUGUAUCCACGUCAAAUAAAUAAAAUGUUGCAAAUUGAUUGAUGUUGCAGGGCAAUACAGGACAGAAUAUCAAAAGUUUAGACAAGAAUAUAUUUGCUAGCCAACUUGAUUCAAAUAUGUCUGAAGUUAAUCAAGAGCCAGUUCAAGUCGAGGAGAACAACGGAGUUG
Dendronephthya gigantea is the source of this 2157-nucleotide messenger RNA. RefSeq names its product bifunctional peptidase and arginyl-hydroxylase JMJD5-like. Bases 482 to 1729 code for a protein of 415 amino acids. Gene Ontology annotation, molecular function: 2-oxoglutarate-dependent dioxygenase activity; calcium ion binding. Lineage: Eukaryota; Metazoa; Cnidaria; Anthozoa; Malacalcyonacea; Nephtheidae. The record is from RefSeq and is a predicted model, not a curated record. Gene Ontology annotation, biological process: positive regulation of triglyceride storage; lipid storage. The transcript is spliced from 10 exons. Gene Ontology annotation, cellular component: lipid droplet; cytosol.